This is a messenger RNA of Synchiropus splendidus (mandarinfish), 1223 nucleotides long. Its product is annotated as class I histocompatibility antigen, F10 alpha chain-like. Gene Ontology annotation, cellular component: external side of plasma membrane. The transcript has 5 exons. The record is from RefSeq and is a predicted model, not a curated record. The coding region runs from base 1 to 1044 and encodes 347 amino acids. NCBI's taxonomy places the organism in Eukaryota, Metazoa, Chordata, Actinopteri, Syngnathiformes, Callionymidae. Gene Ontology annotation, biological process: immune response.
AUGAGACUUUUGGCUCUUCUGUUCCUCCUGGAGAUCCACGCUGCUGCUGCAGCGUUUCAUUCACUCAGGUAUUUAUUCACACUAUCAUCUGGAGUUCCAAACUUCCCUGAGUUCAUGGCUGUUGGUUUAGUGGAUGAAGUUCAGAUCCUUCACUAUGACAGCAACAGCAGGAGAGUUGAGCCCAAACAGGACUGGAUGAAGCAAGUCAUCGCUGAUGAUCCAAGUUAUUUAGUGAGACGCAGAGAGUUUUGUAUUACUCUGCACCAGGUCUUGAAGGACAACAUUGAAGUUGCGAAAUCACAAUUCAACCAGACUGGAGGGGUUCACACAGUUCAGAGGAUGUUUGGCUGUGAGUGGGACGAUGAGACCGGAGAGGUCAGAGGUUAUUAUCAGGAUGCUUAUGAUGGAGAAGACUUCAUCACGUUCGACCUGAAGACUCUGACAUGGAUCGCUCCAAAGCCACAGGCUGUCAUCACCAAACACAAGUGGGACAGUGAUGAGGGUUUUAACAAAUAUUGGCGAAGCUACCUGACGCAGUACUGUCCUGAGUGGCUGAAGAAGCAUCUGAACUAUGGCAAGAGCCGCCUGCUGAGAACAGAGCUUCCAAGAGUGGCUCUCCUCCAGAAGAAGCCCACCUCUCCAAUCGUCUGCCACGCCACAGGUUUCUACCCCGCCAGAGCCGUGUUGUUCUGGACCAAAGACGGAGAGGAGCUUCACGAAGACGUGGACAUGGGAGAGGUUCUUCCCAACCCUGACGGAACCUUCCAGAUGAGGGCUGAGCUCAGACUGUCGGACCCGUCCGUGGACUGGGGGAGGUACAGCUGUGUGUUCCAGCUGGCUGGUGUGAAGGAGGACGUGGUGACCCCGCUGAGGAAAGAAGACAUCUGGACCAACAGAGAGCCCGACCUGAACCUGGGGCUCAUCGUGGGAGCUGUGGUGGCAGCUGUGGUCGCACUUGGUCUGAUGGUUGCUGGGUUCUUCGUCUACAGAAGAAGAAGAACUGGUGAGGAGUCACACACAGAUGAGUUUAUUGGAGCAUCAUAGAGAGACACAACAUGACACUGGAACACAAAGAUCACAGCAGUUUGAAUGGACAGCAGGGGGCGAUCACACUGUCAAGGUGUUCUUGGAACUUCUCUCUUCCUUUGUUGGCCUCAGGGUUUGAUGUUUGGAAUCACCAGGUGGGAAACCUUCACAAAUUCAAACUUGGCUGUUAGUGAAGC